AUGGGCCACCAGUCAUUGGAUGGCGCUGCUGCUCUGCGGCGCGCGGCCGCUGCAUUUCCUUUCUACGGCCCCUUCCUUGCGCUGCUGCUCUGCGGCGCGCGGCUCGCGCAGAGCAUCGCCGCGGCGAGGAGUGCGGAGGCGAGCAUCGCCGCGGCGAGGGGUGCGGAGGGGGGCGGCGGACGCGGGCUCGCGCCGCCGCAGGGCGGAGUGCGCGGCACGAAGGCGGUGCGUAGCGGUCAAGGUCCGGGCGCCGCCUCAUGGGGCCUCCUCGUCCUGUCGGACGCUCCCGCGGUGCCAGCUCUUGCCGCUCGGCUCCCAGCCCUUGCCGGGCGCGUCGUCGACACGGCGGGCGCCGGGCAGCUGGGACACUCCUCCUUUGGCCGCUCGUGCUCGUCCGACCGGGGCUGCUCGCGCGGACCCGACCCCGGCGGCGCCUGGACGCGGUCGCUGGUCGACUUUUACCUUGCGGGCGCGGCGGACGGUUUCGUCAAGGGUCUCUUCACGUCCUUCCUCUUCGCGACGAUGCGCCGCAACUUGCUCUGCUGUGAGCCGGGCGCGUUUGUUCAGUGGAUGGCGUGGUACAACCUCAGCCGCACGCACCGCGACCACCCGAUGAAGGACCGCGCCUUCAUGGACGCCCUCGCGCGCACGAGCUGGGCGGACGAGAAGCCGGUCUUCGCCGCCGCCUCCAGUGCGGACGAGUCGAGCGGAUGAACGGGCAGGCACCCGCGCUUGGAUGCGCUUCAGAGACUUUAAAAUCUCUGACACGAACUGGGUUCUCUUCUUUCUCGGUUCCGUUGGCCUCCUAG
Molecule: messenger RNA, 809 nt
Organism: Emiliania huxleyi CCMP1516
Lineage: Eukaryota; Haptophyta; Isochrysidales; Noelaerhabdaceae
Exons: 12
Coding region: 1-714 (237 amino acids)
Source: RefSeq, a predicted model, not a curated record